Messenger RNA from Salvia splendens (bonfire salvia), 1217 nucleotides. RefSeq names its product flavonoid 3',5'-methyltransferase-like. Lineage: Eukaryota; Viridiplantae; Streptophyta; Magnoliopsida; Lamiales; Lamiaceae. The record is from RefSeq and is a predicted model, not a curated record. Gene Ontology annotation, molecular function: S-adenosylmethionine-dependent methyltransferase activity; O-methyltransferase activity. The coding region runs from base 366 to 1070 and encodes 234 amino acids. The transcript has 5 exons.
AUUACAAUUUUCAAAAUAUACCAUAAAUAAUACUUCUAUAUCUUAGUCAAUGAAGCAAUUAUUUAACUAGUAAUAUGUCAUCAAAUUCUUGCAAAUAAUUAAAUCUGUGAAACCUAAUAACAAGAUGGUGGUCGUUGGCCGGGAGAAUCUCCAUGACUUACCAACCCACCCAAAAUCAUGUACUUAAAAAUUCUAAAAAAGUAAACUAUUGUAAAAAAUUAUAUAUAUAUGAGAGUAGUUGCUGUAUUGUAUGUGAAAUUUCUUCCAAACAGAGUCUUUAUAAAUAGCCUCAUUCUUUCAACCAAACACAUCAUCCCUUCAUUCAUACUUAAAUUAUCAUUCAUCUUUAUUAGCUUAAUUUGAAAAUGAAGGAUAAGUUCUAUGGCUCCAUUCUUCAGAGCGAAGCCCUAGCUAAGUAUAUUCUGGAAACAAGUGCCUAUCCCAGAGAGCACGAACAACUAAAAGAGAUCAGGAAUGCUACCGUCGAUAAAUAUAAAUUUUGGAGUCUUAUGAAUGUGCCGGCUGAUGAGGGCCAGUUUAUAUCUAUGCUUUUGAAAAUUAUGAAUGCGAAGAAGACUAUCGAAGUCGGAGUUUUUACCGGUUAUUCACUUCUCUCUACUGCUCUCGCUCUUCCCGAUGACGGCAAGAUAACCGCGAUCGACCCGGAUAGGGAAGCCUACGAAACUGGAUUGCCAUUUAUUGAAAAGGCAAACAUGGCUCACAAAAUUGAGUUCAUCCAGUCUGAUGCUUUGAGUGUCAUGAAGGAACUCCUCUCCAAGGGCGAGGAAGGGACAUUCGAUUACGCAUUCGUUGAUGCGGACAAAGAGAACUACAUCAACUACCACGAACAACUGCUGAAGCUGGUUAAGGUAGGAGGAAUUAUAGCCUACGACAACACAUUGUGGUCCGGCACCGUAGUCGCGGCGGAGGAAGACGAGAUGGAUGACUUCUUGAGGGGCUGCAAAGGGCAUAUCAUUGCGCUCAACUCAUUUCUAGCCGCUGAUUCCCGCAUCGAAUUGGCCCAACUUUCAAUCGGAGAUGGCCUCACUUUGUGCAGGCGUCUCAUCUGAUUAUUUCCCCUCUUUUUUAUUUAAAUAAUUACACCAUAUGCAACUGUAAUUUUAUUUCCGUUUUUUAUAAUUCUAUACAAAGGUUUUAUUUGUUUUGGAACUUUUACCAAUGUAAUUUGUUUUUAAGAAACGUGACUCCUUCGAUUA